Molecule: messenger RNA, 20912 nt
Organism: Porites evermanni
Lineage: Eukaryota; Metazoa; Cnidaria; Anthozoa; Scleractinia; Poritidae
Source: the annotation of a GenBank genome assembly
GAGACAGGAAGAGAAUUUCGUAAGUGCACGAAAUGAUGCCGUUGGAGGGUAGAAGCACAGAAGUUGAACCAGAUGCUCAUAUCAAAGCAUCUUCAAGCGAUGAAGACGAUCCAGGAAACGAAGAAAUUCCCGGAGGUUAGUAUACAGUAGGUUUGUAGCUGACGUUUGGGGUAAACUUUAAUUAAUAAUAUACAUCACAUGCAAUGAUGUAAUUUUUGGUCCAGGGAGAACAAAUGUAAAAGCUUGACUGGAACCUGCGAUAAAAAAAAUAUAUAUAUAUAUAAUGAUAUAGAAUUAUGUAGACCUAAGCGGUAACCAGCAGUAAUCAGAGAUUUGUAAGUGCGUUCAAAUGUUUCUUGAAUUACCAAUGAAAUUGCUUUGUGCAGACCACGUCACCAAAGUGGAGAAGGUUGUUCGAUUAAGUGAAUAAUGUGAAUGACUUCAAUCAUGGAGGUUUGACAGAGCUAUAUUCUUUUUCCUUAUUAAGACCGAAAUAUCAUACAGUGUUUCCAGUGUAUGGAACGCCAAGUGUGACAAAAGUGCUCAAAAAUUCAAUAAGCUUAUAGGUUGUAUCAUCGAGAAUGUGAUGUACUCAGGGUUGUAAGAAAGUUUUGAAGUAGACAAGUAAGCGGCCAGUCCAGGGAUAUUUUAUUUAAAAAACGCCAUCCAUAAAGAAAUGCUAAGCGGAGUAGCUGGCCAGUACUAACCAAGUACAUGUAGGCAGCAGUUUUCACCAACAGCCAGCUACUUUUGACAACCCUUUGUAGGGUUGCUAAUUGCGUGUGUAGCUUACUAUGAGGUAAAAUUCAGGUUGGAAAUUUGGCCAUAUAUGUCUCUUGAAACUCAAUAUGUUGUUACAACCUGAAAUAUAGUCAACUCCUUUUAUUACGGACGCCGUGGGGACGUCGAGGUACAGCUGUGAGUGAGGGUCCUUAAUAGCAGGAGUUUGUUUCAGUCAAGCGUCUGUAAUUUGUUUUCGCUGGGGAUUUAGCUGCUGUCCAUUUUAUUGAGGUGUUAAUGCGAUCGCACCCCCCCCCCCCCCCACAGGCCCCAAAGGUCUGCAUUUUGAUACUCAAUAUCCAAGUUAAGGAGUGCAGUCGGUUAAACUGAAUUAAGUUUCAAACUGAUUUUUAAACAAAAUCAAAGAAUGGAAAAAGCAGUAGUGUAUUCACUGGGAAAGUAAAACCAGCUGCACUCUAGUAACCUGAGCCAUUCAUUUUUAGACCAGGAAAGGCUGUCUGGUCCCUUGCACUAAUGCACAUACAUUAUCAAGUUAAAAUUGUUUUGGAUGAGGUGGUAAAUCUGUUUGCCACCAAACAACCACAGAGGCUGGAGCUAGGGACUAUUCUGAGGGAUUAGUUCCGCAGUAUUUUGAUGUAUCAUUUUACAUCGUAAAAUUACUCCUUUAUAACUUAAUUCAAACAUUUGUAUUUGAGAAAUGUAAUAUUCAGUUCCUAUCGUGUACUUUAAAGUUACAAUUCCUCACGUAUAUAUUGCGACUUUCCUAGAUAAACGGAUCAGACAACAAAAAAUACAUUUCGGAUGUUUGGUCCACUCUGGUCUUGUUAGCACCCCCCACAUAAAAUCCCGGUUACGGGCCUGUGUCGGUUAUAGCGGGGUGUCCAGAAGGCAAGACUUGCCAGUAAAUAGGUUGUAAAUAUUGAUUCGUUCACUUAUCUAAAAAUCCACGGAACGAGGCUAACACGCGUGUCACAAAACUGUUCCGCGUGGAAACAACGUUUUUUAGUGUCCAUUAAUGCAAAGUGCAAGUUUUCUGAUAUUGAAAUCAGUUUGCUGGGGUUGUCAGACCUACAUGUCUUCUAGUUUCACCUCAUUUUAACGUGCCAUUUGCUAUAAUAUUAUUGUUUUCUUUCUAGUGGGUAGAUUAUGCUGUUGAGGACUCCUAACUUAGCAAAUGGUCGGUUUUGCUGCUUGACCCGCAUUGAGAGGUCAAAUGAACUGAGAAGUGAUGAAGCUUGUCUGUUCCCUUGUCUGUUUCAUUCAUACUGUUUUCGUGCAGUUUUUGUUUCUGACAGAAUUUGGCCACUGAAACAGUUAUCAUUUUCUUUGACCUGUCUUCCAUGAAGUGUCAAGCUUUUUUACAUUGUGGCUAAAAAACGUUUUAGUGAAGCUUUUUCUCCUCAGAGAAUGAAUUACUAAAUUAAUGGAGUUAUUGUUUCUUUAUUUUUCUAUAAAUGAGUGUGAUGAUUUGAUCUCCACUAUAUUUUGUCAUGCUGGCUUAGCUUUUUCAGAAGCUACACCAACUACUAGGGAAAAUUUAUUGUGUGUGUGACUCAGUCAAGAUUGUUCAUUUAGCCUGGGAUGCACUGCAUUUUGUUUUUCUUGAUAUGGCAAUUGGUGGGUCUUUUUGACUGCCACUUUUUUAUCAGGCAAGACCAUUCAGGUUCUCCGCAUGACCUGUGUGAUUCUAUUAAAAGCAACCAAGAAUUACAGAGCGUGGAUGUUGAUCCCCUUCAGCUGCUUGAAACUUGAAGUGUGUUUUAGGAAGGCAUUUUGUGAAAAUUGUGGCACUUUCUUCUGUAGGUGAGUCAGAGGACCCUUCUUAAAACGAGUGGGCACAGAAGUACUCAGGCUGUGAGUACAGUCGAUUACUUUGAACUCAUUGUGGCUACUCUAUGAGACAAUGCCUUGGAUUCUGUCGAAGAAAUUGCCAAAAUAGGCGCUUCCAUUACAAUAGAUUCUCAUCGAUGAUUUUUUCAUAACAUGGCAUCACUUUCAUACGGAACAGCUUUGCAACACACCUGUCGGCCUCGUUCCAAGGAUUUUAGGAUAAUUAACAAAUUGAUAAUUACAACCUCUAUAUUUCAGGCUGUAAUAACAUAUCAAGUUUCAUGUGUCAUACAGGUUGGAUAGAUAGCCUAAAUUCCAAGAUGUAAAUUUACUACACUGUAAGCUAUGUACAGCUGUAUGCAUAUAAAAAUUAUAUGGAGUUUUUUAACCCGUUAAAAACACAGUACAGGGGGAGCACAUUCUCUAAGAUACAAACUAAUUUAUUUUAUUUUUGAACUUUUUUGUCCCUCUUGGCAUUCCAUACCAGUGCUUAUAUAUGUAGCUGCUCUUCUAAUCAAUAUUAACCCGAGUGAAAUAUAAGAUCAAACUUUAAGCAGAAAACGAUAAAGUCUAAGGUUUAUGACAUAUUUCGAUUUUAGGCACUUGAUUUAAAGGUUUUCCAAAUUUGGUCAAAACUGACUGGUUAUGAAAGUUAACAUGAGGAAUUAAGUCAAUUAGAAAAAAUAAAUAUAUGAAAAAUAUGUGUUUGUUUAAUCAAGUAGAUUCGAUCACCAUUCUGGUUGGCUUUAAUCCCCUGGCUAAUUCUUCAUUAUUCCCAUAUUCUUAGAAAUACAAGGUUGUGUAAGAUGUCAAUACUAAAUCAUAGUAAUAUUGUUGUCAUAAACUGUAUUAGCUUUAAUUUUAACUGCUUGCAAAAAAAAAAUUGUUGUUGUUGUUGUCAUUGUCAAAGAAGUUCCCUCGUUCUCUUUUCAGAUAAAAGCAUUUUGCUUAUUAAAAAUCAGAAGAACAUCAGAAACCUCAUUGGCUUUUGGUAUGAAUAUAACUAACAACAUUUUUUUUGCUUAGAGUGGUUUUCGUUUGAGUGUCGUAAAACCAAAACCAAAGUAAUUACUCUGCCCAAUCACAUAGGACACAGACAAUACAUUGAACCAAUCAAAACUCGAAGUAAUUACAUGUGGCUGACACAAAGCGCGGGAAAAUGCAUGCGAGCGUGUCACAAUUGGCUUUGGUUUUACUUCUGAUUGGAUGAAAAGGUGGCGCGAAUCUUUUAAGCCAAUCGCAUCGUGUAGAAAGCGCAAAACCAAUUACUUUUCGACACUCAAAUGAAAACCGCUCUAAUAUCAUGAAGAUCCUGCCUACUAAAUUUUAAAUCAGUUUGAUUGGGCUCUGCUUAUUCAACUGAUAAAUGCAUGAUUAAUACAUGUACAUAUGUUGAAUUGUACAGAACGGGAGAGAUAUAGGUACAGGUAGCAGUGAAUUUUUAACUCUAUGUCUCAUGUGAUACAAGAAAUACAUGUACAGGUGUAUGGCUCACAGGAUGGCAGUUAAAAGGGAAUCUAGGAAGUUUUUUUCUUACUUGACAUACUCUUUAUUUCCUUCUUAUGUAUUUAUUAUUAUUAUUAUUAUUAUUAUUAUUAAUAUCAUCAUCAUCAUUAUCAUCAUGAAUUUUGUGGAGGAAAAAGCGAAGAGUGGUGCACAAAGUUAGUACAGUGGAACCUCAAUAUAAUAUUAUAACAAUUAAAGGGCCAAGGAACUGGGAAAAUGUGUUUGCUUGUUUAUAGUGGAAAGUGCACUUAGCUUAUCCAGCCACACUGUAGUUUACAGGCAUCCCAUUCAAAUACUUAGAAACAAAUAAUUCAAAUACAACAUAACAGGAUUAAAAACCCCAACUGGCAGGAGGAAACCAGUUGGCAAUAUUUACAAGCGUGGCCGACGAUUUCAACUUGGGACAACCGAGAAGAAAUCCAGUAAGUGGCCGGAGCAGGACGUGAACUCGGGACCACUGGAUUGCAAGCACGAUGCACUGACCACUCAGCCACACUGCUUCCUUAUUUUACUAUCACUAUCACUAUCACUAUUGUUUGUCAUACUGAGGUUUUCACUACAUGAAAUCCCUUCUGCACUCUCCUCCCCUGCUGGACACACUUCAAAUUUGUACUCACAUGUACAUGUAUCUACAGCAAUAAUGGUUGACUUUUAAAAGGAUGUAAGAAUCCUGAUCUUAAUUACCUGGCAAUGUUUUGAUUCACAACAACAAUAUUGAGAAUGUCAUGUCAUCAUAUUGCAGUAUUGUUGCAACAUUACUUUAUUGAAGUUGCCACAUUGAUGUCCUAAAAAUUGUCAUUGCAAAUCUUUGUGUGUAAAAUUACCUUUAGUGGAAUGAAAUUUAAAUACAUGUCACUCCUUUUGUUUGAGAUUGUAUUUUUUUUUAACUGGUAUUAAUUUCUUGAGGUUUCAAUAUUUUUCUAGGUUGCUGGGUUUGUGCAACAACUUUGGCUAUGUUGUCAUGUUAAGUGCAGCUCAUGACAUUCUUGCCGUCAAUAGUACUGAUCAGGUACUGAGAAAUAAUUUGUUAAAAAUUCUGUGGCCACUUUUGUAACGGCUUGUAAAAGAUACAUUACCAUGGUAGCAAAAUUUCAGGAUCUCAAAUUAUGAUCCUUGUUGACGGUGAUGGCUAUUUGCAUUGUCGAACAAUGGAGAAAAGUAUGGGCUACUGUUCUGUUCCCGAGUGCGAUCAUGCGUUGGAAAGUCAUACUGUACAUGUCAGUUUUUUUGUUUUUGCUGCCGUAUUUGCAGAAUCAGGGAUUGUUGAGAUCCAGAAAUUUUGCUACCAUGGCAACAUGUAGCAAUUUCUCCUUUCUACAGGGUUCACAUGCACCUUGAAAGUCAUUGAAAAUUGCAGUCAGUGCUGGAUUAAAGUCCUUGAAUUUCGGUGCCUACUUUAUCCAACCCAUAUUGUCAAGAAAGAAAGACCUUCAGGAUAAAACUGCUCAUGUUGUGGAAGAACUAAAAAACAUUUGAAUGGAGUCCUUGAAAAAUGGGAAAUGUGUCCUUGAAAGUUGUUGAAAAGUGCUUGAAUUUUUUUGUUCAAAAAAGGGUACGAAACCUGUUUCUAAUAAUUAUUACUUUUAUGCAAAUAGAGUUUAACCAAUUAUCUACAUUGGAUGGAAGCAAGAUCUUUGCCCUAUUUUAGUCAUGUAGAUUUUUUAUUUACACUGGAUGUUAAUAAUUAAAAGUAUUUGGUAUUACUUAACCCCCAUAAAUGUACACGCAAUAGCCAAUUUUGCCUUCGGUUAACCUAAAUUAAAGCAACAGGGCUGUUUAUUUCAGCUAGGUUACACUGUAUUAAUAAAAUUGAAUAAAAUUUACCAUUUUAGGCAGCUGCAACCAACUCAAGCAUGUCAGAGUUGACACAAUCCUCAAAUGUCUCUGAUGGAUUAGAGUGCAAUCCUCUGUCAACUGGGGUAUGUAUUAUUUAGAUUCCCGUAAGUUCAUGUACAAACCUGCUGUACUUACAAAUGAACCACCUUCGAUCCCUAAUUGACUCUGAUUUUUAUAAUCUGUGGAUGAAAUCUAUGAUGAAUUAACCAUUCAAAUGACUCCAUCUUAGGAUUUUACAAACAGGAAUUAAUUUUCCCAAGCACUCAGGCAAUAUACUUUAGGCCCACUUGCGUAGCCAAUCAGAAUACAGGAUUCGCUCUGUCUUGCAUUGCUCCUUUGCAGCCAAAAUAAUAAUAAUAAUAAUGAUAAUUAUUAUUAUAAUUAUAAUAAUUAUAAUAAGACACUACUGCCUUUUGACAAUAAAGUGCAUCACAACAUUUAAAUGUGGAGUAAUUAACCUUCAUUUUCCUUUACAGACUGUUUUGCUGGCAGACAUUUUGCCAACUCUUAUCAUAAAGAUAACAGCUCCUUUCUACAUGCAAAAAAUUAAGUACAGGUAUACUUAAUUUUUGUUGUUAUAUCUUAACUAUUUACACCGUUUUACUAGUCUUUAAUGACACUAUUAUAAGGUUUAUCCUUCUUCUAAAAUCUUCUUUUAAAAUUUAUUUGCAGUAUACGAAUAGUAAUCUGCGUGCUCUUUGCCUUCGCAAGUUUUUUUGUUGUGGCAUUUUCACAUGUCCUUUGGUUUAGUCUCUUGGGUAAGAAUUCUGCUCCAUCUAUAUGCAGUUCUUAGUGUAGUUAAGGGUUUUACAUGAAGUUUCCAUUAAGUCUUACCUCUGCUAUUAAACCUACAGUUAAAUCGUUUCUUUUGCGUUUCCAGCCAAGCGGAAGCAAGCCCCCGGGGGGGUGGGGUACUUUGGCGAUGUGCCGCUGGGACCCUGGAACCCUUAACCUAUACCAGAGCUAGUCAGCUGAAUUUUGCUACCCUAUACUAGAGUAAACUCCCCAAAUCCCUCCUAACCUAGAGUAGCUGUUUUCCAGAAACUACUGAGGUCACUAGCACAGUCUAGCCAAAACAAAACCUUAUACCACAAUCCCUAAUCUAGAUAAAAUCUUCAACGAACUGAUCAGUUUCCUAAAAAAUGAUACCCUAUUCUAGAGCCAAACGCUCUGAUUUAUAUACCCUAUCCUAGAGUAAACUGCUUGAAAACCAUUCCCUUCCCAGCGGCCCAUACCUAUAUACCCCAAAUAUUGCAGUACCCCCCCCCCCCCCCCGGGCAUUCUGUAUGUCUUCUGAAGAUUUUAAGAAAUAGUCUGGGCCCUUAUACGAAUGCUUACUGACCUCUUUCUCUGAAACAUAUAGCCAAAAGAGUUGCUAAUGGAUCAGUCGAGAAGAAUAAACCAAAUGGAAGCAAAAGAAUAAAAUAAGUCCCAAGCGGAUGGCGCACGUGCAGGGAUUUACAAUAUCUUUGUAGGAAUUAUCUUGUAAUUUUGAUGUCUACUGAUUAUUGAUUCAUUGAUGAUAUCUUAGUGUUUUUGGUUUUGUAAUUUUUAGGGUUUUUUGGUUGGUGUCAGUCUUGAAUUGUUGAAAAAAUCUUGAAAUUUGCCCAGCAGUUUUCCAGAUCUGGAAAUUAAGGUCUGGAAAUUGAGACAAAGUCUUAAAAAAUGGUAAAAAGUCUUGAUUUUUUNAAAACUCCUGAAACACACACCCCCCCCCGGCGCCCCACCAACCCUUAAAACCCCAAUUAUUCCCUUCCCCCCCCCCCCCCCCCCCACGGGAAGCAAGCGCGAGUCAUGCAGGCGCAAGAAGAGGCGCGAGAGUCACGGUUUUUGUUUUCUUUUGUUCUUUUUUAUUAUUAGUCACGCCACUCUUGUCGCGCGUGACUCUCCCUCGCUACUCCUCUGAAAUACAAAAUAUAACGCCCGCUCUGCAGGCUUCACAUCUGUUUAGUUUUAGCUUACUGUUCAUGUCAAAUGACAUCAUGUUCCCAAGACAAUUGUAGGGCAAGUAAUUGUCAUUGAGCCACAGCCGAGUUGUUGCCUGAAUGAUGUUUAUAAUCGCAUUUGACGUCCUCAAUGCACCUAACUAAAGAGGCGCGCCAACUGCAAAAUGGAUUAUAUUGGUUUAAAUCAUUUCGAUGAACUAAAAGUAGACUAAACUUGGUGAUUUUCGAGAAGUCCUUUCCUCGCUUUUCAGUAUUUUGGGGUUGAACGAAGCAACACGAAACAACUGUGACUGUAAAACUUUUUCUUACGUGGAACACUAUGAUCACGUUGAUGAUAACGACAAAGGCGGCGGUGGGAGCCUUUGAAUGAUAGAAGCCAUAGGGAUUUUUUUCGGAAAUUUACCUGAUUUACGGUAUUUCAUGUAUGUGACCUGCAUUGUCCGUACUGUUACAUUGAUGCAUUAAUUUGAUCAUGAUUUUCUUGUUCAGGUGUUGUAUUUGCCAGCAUAAGCUCAGGAUUUGGUGAAAUAACGUUACUUAGUUAUUCAGCUUAUUUCGACAAGUAAGUUAUCCAGUCACAGUUUAAUUGAGUUUUGACUGUAUUUUCUGUAAAGCAAACCUGUUUAACGCUGAUGCAUCUGCGAGGCGCACACUAGCGAGAGUCCUGUGGGUGUCAAACAAUUCAUACACCGGCUGCUUUGCUCUGACUUUCUGUUUGUUGCUUUUAGGGAUGUCGUUUCCACAUGGUCCUCGGGAACAGGUAGGAGAGGUCACCGAGUUGUGAAAGUUGUCACAGGAAGACGAAACGCACUGUUAGCUACCCUACGAACAUGUUCCACCUGUUUGGGUUAUAAUGCGAUUGUCUUAGCGGCGAAGCUGUCGGUGAAGGGAAUGGUUCGCUGCUCGGUCUCUUCCCGCGCUUUCGGCUCUGCCGCUAAUAAGCUUACGUGAUACCCCAAAUAAGUGCAGUGUGCUCGCAGGCUAACGCACAGUGGGCGUGGGAAAGCUGUUACUAAUGUACGUGUACAGAAUAUGACACAGAGAAGAAAAACAAACAAAGAAUCUUGAAAAGGUUUCUGAUGUAAAACUUAUUAUUCGUGCCCCAAUAUUUAGAUAAUUUAUGUGGUUAUUUUGGCCAGGAAAAUUGGAUGUAACUUUAGCCGUGUCUAUAUCACAUAGAAAGAUCCUCAUUGGCCGUUUUCACCCUAGAGACGGAUAAUCCAUCUUCAAAAUCAGUCAAAAUUGACAAAAAAACAGAUGGAUAAAGUCAGGCGGAUCGUCCAUCCAAAAUUAAGACCGUUCCAUUUUCAAGUUAAGACUUACAAUCAAUCUGACGUGAAUUAUCCAACGGAUAAGCAGUUUCUAGUGUGAAUACGGCCAAUGAAGGGUAAUUUUCUUUGUAUGUUCUUUAUGAAUAAUAAGCGAGUUUUUUAAACAUCGACAACAACAGAGUCUCUGUCGGUAGCGAAACUCCGCAGUUGGUAGACGGUGUAUGGCUAGAAUAGGAUUGGUCUGAAUUGUACCCACUAGCUCGUGGAGGCCAGUAUUGUGACGAGUGUAAGGCCUCGCCUACGCGUAUUCUGAUAUUUUUAAUAACCGAGAUUUUUUUGGUCUGUUUUAGCCUUCCGUCCACACGUAAACGGAGUUUUUGGGCACCAAAUUGGCAGGUUUCGAAAACGCCGGCUUCUCGUUUACGUUUGGACGGACAAAAGCGGUGAUUUUCGAAAACGAUGAUGCCAUACAUCACAUACUGCAAGCAUUACGCAUGCUCCAUGCAAGAGAUGUUACAAGCAGUACCCAUGAUCCUACGCAUGGAAGGGAUGUUAUCGAAUUUGCAUCGUUUCAGCGUUUUCAUGUAGACGGGGGCAAAACGAUUCAAAUACGCAGCGUGUGGACGCGCUUUUUUUGAAAAUGGAGAAAAAGAGUCUCCGUUUUCAAAAACAUACGGAUACGAGUGGAUGACGCCUAACCACUAUUCUGUUGUACAUGCAGGAGCUGCUGGUGUGUUCGGUGCAUUGGCUUAUGCUGGCUUCACAUCAGCCGGAGUAUCUCCAAGAAAUACAGUGUUAAUAAUGAAUGUUAUACCAUUCACCUUAGGAAUUAGGUGAGUUUGCGGUCUUCUUCGCGUGUAGGCAAAGGUCGCAUUAGAGACCUUUAGAUUCGAGAACAGGAACGACUACGAGUAGGAGAUUUGACUGAAAGUGUUUUCGCAUAUUCUAAAAAAAUAGACCCCCCAGAAAGCUUCGUUGUUUUUGUUGUUGCUGUUGUUGUUGUUGUUUCGUCACCAGAAACGUUAGCAGUGUUAUCUUUAUUUUAAUUAUCCCGGUGGCAAAAGGACAAAAUCUCUAACAAUUUAUGACUUGUUUUUCUUGAACAAAAACUCGUAGCAGAAUGUCGACAACUAUCACGUUUUCCCACCAAAAUGACGCAGGUCACGCGUACGCACUACUUAGUAUUGAGAAAAUCUCGUACUCGAAGUCCUCGUCUUAGAAUCUGAAGGUCUCUAUUAUCUCCCUAGGCGCCGUACAACCUGUUUACGCCAUUUCAGCCUCUCUUGUUCAGGGGGUGUAGAUAGCAUUACGGUUAUUUUCUUUAUUAUUACAGCCAUCAUAAACAGCUUCAUUGCUCGAAGAGCAGGCUCAUAUAGUGCUAGAAAUUAUAAUAAUAAUCAAUGAUAAUAAUGAAUGAUGAUGUGAACUGCGGAAAUGCAAUUUUAAAAUUAUGAAGAUAUUAUCGUCGCAAUUGCAAAUUAACCCGAAAAAAAUAAUGGGGACUUCAACAGGAUUCGAACCCAUGGCCUCUGCGUUAGCGCUGCAGUGUUCUAACCAAGACUCUUACAUUGGGGGCAGGCCAAUUUGUUAUUAACUCGUGAAAGGAUUGAAACAAAAAAUGAUGUGAACUGCGGAAAUACAAAUUUAAAAUAAUGAAGAUAUGAUCGUCGCAGUGGUAAUUUGCAAUUCAAGCAAUUGGAAAUUAACCCGAAAAAAAAUUUUAAUAAUGAUAAUAAAUAGAAAAGAAAAAGCAAAAAAGUGUUAUUGGAACGAAAACUUUUCAUACUUUUUGAUCAAGUACAAAGAAAAUCAUUUUCACAGUUUGCCAUUCGGGCAAGCUGAAGCUAACAUUUACUAGCCCAGACGUCAUUUCAACUAGCCCCAAAAGCUUUUUGAAGAGCAGAAUUGAUCUCACAGUUCUUCUGUUAUUCGAAUUCCUCAAAAAAGGUCACUUGCCCGUCGGGCAAGUUAAAAACAGAGUUCACUAGCUCGAUAGCAAAAUCCACUAGCCCCGGGCUAUCAAACACCACUUUCUUUGUACGCUGUAAUGAUGCAUUUGUUUGCCGUCAUUGCAAGGCUGCGACGGGGGACUUGGCGAAGUUCUACUUAAACACUCGACGUCACAUCUUCAGGUCGAUCAUUUUUUCUCUUACUAAGCUAGCAUGUCGUCCAGAGAAAAUUCAACCCCUGAAAAAAUUCCCUACCUUGGUUAAAUCGAGGAAUAAAGUUUGAGAGGAAAAAGAACGCGACCUGACCUCACCUUCUUUUUCUUUCUUUCUUUCUUUCUUUCUUUCUUUCUUUCCUUUCUUCUUUUAAAUUAGUUAUUGGUUUAUACUGGAGCAGCCUCGAAGUGUCCGAGAAGAGGAGCCUUUAUUAUCCAACGCAGGAAAUGACAGUGUAGCUGAAACUGGUGAGAAGUGUUCUCCGAGUAUUUGAUGGAGAUAAAGAAAGUGGUAAAUGUUAGCCCCAACAGUGACCAACAACAGUUUUCUCCUCGUAAUAUCAACACAUUAUCAAAGGAAAAGGUUAUGAGAUUUAAUCAAAUGAUCACCUCAGGAAAAAUGCUUUGAUCGUUUAUCAAAUUCUCUCAACUACUUCUUUAAGGAUAUGUAUGGAGAUCGGUUUGGAGAAUUUGUAUGUGGAUGUCGGUGGGAUAUUGCUGUUUUAGGUGCCUUUACCCUUACAUAAAAUGCUUCUGUAGAGUUUUGAAGAAGCACUAGCCAUAAUAAUUUUUUUGGCGAUUUUUGCAGGGAUACCAUUAAAACUUGAAAAAGUUCGCCCAACCUUAGGGAACAGGUAGGAGAGGUCACCGAGUUGUGAAAGUUGUCACAGGAAGACGAAACGCACUGUUAGCUACCCUACGAACAUGUUCCACCUGUUUGGGUUAUAAUGCGAUUGUCUUAGCGGCGAAGCUGUCGGUGAAGGGAAUGGUUCGCUGCUCGGUCUCUUCCCGCGCUUUCGGCUCUGCCGCUAAUAAGCUUACGUGAUACCCCAAAUAAGUGCAGUGUGCUCGCAGGCUAACGCACAGUGGGCGUGGGAAAGCUGUUACUAAUGUACGUGUACAGAAUAUGACACAGAGAAGAAAAACAAACAAAGAAUCUUGAAAAGGUUUCUGAUGUAAAACUUAUUAUUCGUGCCCCAAUAUUUAGAUAAUUUAUGGGGUUAUUUUGGCCAGGAAAAUUGGAUGUAACUUUAGCCGUGUCUAUAUCACAUAGAAAGAUCCUCAUUGGCCGUUUUCACCCUAGAGACGGAUAAUCCAUCUUCAAAAUCAGUCAAAAUUGACAAAAAAACAGAUGGAUAAAGUCAGGCGGAUCGUCCAUCCAAAAUUAAGACCGUUCCAUUUUCAAGUUAAGACUUACAAUCAAUCUGACGUGAAUUAUCCAACGGAUAAGCAGUUUCUAGUGUGAAUACGGCCAAUGAAGGGUAAUUUUCUUUGUAUGUUCUUUAUGAAUAAUAAGCGAGUUUUUUAAACAUCGACAACAACAGAGUCUCUGUCGGUAGCGAAACUCCGCAGUUGGUAGACGGUGUAUGGCUAGAAUAGGAUUGGUCUGAAUUGUACCCACUAGCUCGUGGAGGCCAGUAUUGUGACGAGUGUAAGGCCUCGCCUACGCGUAUUCUGAUAUUUUUAAUAACCGAGAUUUUUUUGGUCUGUUUUAGCCUUCCGUCCACACGUAAACGGAGUUUUUGGGCACCAAAAAGGCAGGUUUCGAAAACGCCGGCUUCUCGUUUACGUUUGGACGGACAAAAGCGGUGAUUUUCGAAAACGAUGAUGCCAUACAUCACAUACUGCAAGCAUUACGCAUGCUCCAUGCAAGAGAUGUUACAAGCAGUACCCAUGAUCCUACGCAUGGAAGGGAUGUUAUCGAAUUUGCAUCGUUUCAGCGUUUUCAUGUAGACGGGGGCAAAACGAUUCAAAUACGCAGCGUGUGGACGCGCUUUUUUUGAAAAUGGAGAAAAAGAGUCUCCGUUUUCAAAAACAUACGGAUACGAGUGGAUGACGCCUAACCACUAUUCUGUUGUACAUGCAGGGGCUGCUGGUGUGUUCGGUGCAUUGGCUUAUGCUGGCUUCACAUCAGCCGGAGUAUCUCCAAGAAAUACAGUGUUAAUAAUGAAUGUUAUACCAUUCACCUUAGGAAUUAGGUGAGUUUGCGGUCUUCUUUGCGUGUAGGCAAAGGUCGCAUUAGAGACCUUUAGAUUCGAGAACAGGAACGACUACGAGUAGCAGAUUUGACUGAAAGUGUUUUCGCAUAUUCUAAAAAAAUAGACUCCCCAGAAAGCUUCGUUGUUUUUGUUGUUGCUGUUGUUGUUGUUGUUUCGUCACCAGAAACGUUAGCAGUGUUAUCUUUAUUUUAAUUAUCCCGGUGGCAAAAGGGCAAAAUCUCUAACAAUUUAUGACUUGUUUUUCUUGAACAAAAACUCGUAGCAGAAUGUCGACAGCUAUCACGUUUUCCCACCAAAAUGACGCAGGUCACGCCUACGCACUACUUAGUAUUGAGAAAAUCUCGUACUCGAAGUCCUCGUCUUAGAAUCUGAAGGUCUCUAUUAUCUCCCUAGGCGCCCUACAACCUGUUUACGCCAUUUCAGCCUCUCUUGUUCAGGGGGUGUAGAUAGCAUUACGGUUAUUUUCUUUAUUAUUACAGCCAUCAUAAACAGCUUCAUUGCUCGAAGAGCAGGCUCAUAUAGUGCUAGAAAUUAUAAUAAUAAUCAAUGAUAAUAAUGAAUGAUGAUGUGAACUGCGGAAAUGCAAUUUUAAAAUUAUGAAGAUAUUAUCGUCGCAAUUGCAAAUUAACCCGAAAAAAAUAAUGGGGACUUCAACAGGAUUCGAACCCAUGGCCUCUGCGUUAGCGCUGCAGUAUUCUAACCAAGACAUUGGGGGCAGGCCAAUUUGUUAUUAACUCGUGAAAGGAUUGAAACAAAAAAUGAUGAUGUGAACUGCGGAAAUACAAAUUUAAAAUAAUGAAGAUAUGAUCGUCGCAGUGGUAAUUUGCAAUCCAAGCAAUUGGAAAUUAACCCGAAAAAAAAUUUUAAUAAUGAUAAUAAAUAGAAAAGAAAAAGCAAAAAAGUGUUAUUGGAACAAAAACUUUUCAUACUUUUUGAUCAAGUACAAAGAAAAUCAUUUUCACAGUUUGCCAUUCGGGCAAGCUGAAGCUAACAUUUACUAGCCCAGACGUCAUUUCAACUAGCCCCAAAAGCUUUUUGAAGAGCAGAAUUGAUCUCACAGUUCUUCUGUUAUUCGAAUUCCUCAAAAAAGGUCACUUGCCCGUCGGGCAAGUUAAAAACAGAGUUCACUAGCUCGAUAGCAAAAUCCACUAGCCCCGGGCUAUCAAACACCACUUUCUUUGUACGCUGUAAUGAUGCAUUUGUUUGCCGUCAUUGCAAGGCUGCGACGGGGGACUUGGCGAAGUUCUACUUAAACACUCGACGUCACAUCUUCAGGUCGAUCAUUUUUUCUCUUACUAAGCUAGCAUGUCGUCCAGAGAAAAUUCAACCCCUGAAAAAAUUCCCUACCUUGGUUAAAUCGAGGAAUAAAGUUUGAGAGGAAAAAGAACGCGACCUGACCUCACCUUCUUUUUCUUUCUUUCUUUCUUUCUUUCUUUCUUUCUUUCCUUUCUUCUUUUAAAUUAGUUAUUGGUUUAUACUGGAGCAGCCUCGAAGUGUCCGAGAAGAGGAGCCUUUAUUAUCCAACGCAGGAAAUGACAGUGUAGCUGAAACUGGUGAGAAGUGUUCUCCGAGUAUUUGAUGGAGAUAAAGAAAGUGGUAAAUGUUAGCCCUAAGAGUGACCAACAACAGUUUUCUCCUCGUAAUAUCAACACAUUAUCAAAGGAAAAGGUUAUGAGAUUUAAUCAAAUGAUCACCUCAGGAAAAAUGCUUUGAUCGUUUAUCAAAUUCUCUCAACUACUUCUUUAAGGAUAUGUAUGGAGAUCGGUUUGGAGAAUUUGUAUGUGGAUGUCGGUGGGAUAUUGCUGUUUUAGGUGCCUUUACCCUUACAUAAAAUGCUUCUGUAGAGUUUUGAAGAAGCACUAGCCAUAAUAAUUUUUUUGGCGAUUUUUGCAGGGAUACCAUUAAAACUUGAAAAAGUUCGCCCAACCUUGCCAUGCCCAUCCUUGCCAUGCCUCGCAACAGACGGCAGGAAACAGUUUCAAUGCCUACUUGUAGUCUUAUUUUUGGAAUUCAAUAUUGAUGCGAAGACUAGCUUUUUAAGAAGACAGCAAAUAGCAAGACAUAAGUACUUUAAAAUAUAGUAUGAAAUAGCAAAACUCGACCGUUAUUUUUGGAAUUCAAUGGCUGCGAAACAUACUAUGUUACAUAGCGGACGGCCUUUUGGUGGUUUGAUCGGUUCAAGUGACUUGUAGCCGAUAUUCGCCUUGAGGGUGUCUGUAGUUCUCCUUCUUGGACUUACCAUUGAUGUGUUUUCAAUGUCCGGCUAGACCCUUCCACGGUAUUUUCGACUUUUGAGUGGGAAGAGUUAGCGAAAAUCCGUCAACGCGGCGGUAGCCUGUGUACAGCCCCCACUCCCCGCGGAAAUAAUGGGAGAAGGCUCUUCUUGCUCGGUAUAGAGUAAAGCGAUUUUAGAAAUGUGUCUCUCUCAAUUGCUCGAUGGAAGUAAGUCGCGUACACCGGCAUUUUGAGACAUGAAACACGAGGCACGGAAAUUUUGGUCGGCGGAAACUAUUGUUUUUAAUUUAUGUAAAAUUAUUCCCAUACACGAUUAGCAACGGUGAAUUACAGAUGCACGCCACUUCUCCUAUUUUUUCUCAGGGGAGGGGGUGGCUGUACACAGGCUACGCGGCUCGUUCUAAGUUAAAAAGUGAUUUGUUGAAAUAUAACGAAGAUGUAUACAGCUCCGCAAAAUCACCGAAUUCUACAGACGUUUGUGUGGUCGGGGGGGGGGGGGCAAGCUCUUACUCUCCACCGUACAAAUUGUUCGCUAGAUUAUUUUGCUUCGUCUUUUUCCUUUUUUUUAUUCAUUUUAGAUUUAAACUUAAGUCCUAUAUUCUCUCUCAUUUGUAGAACCAGGAGACCAUCCUAGUAAUUCUUUAUCUUUGAAAUCAAAACUCGAUAUAACCAAGGUAAGAUCGCAGCGCUCGGUAGCGCUUUCCGAGUCAUUUUAUCUCUACUUUACCUCCAUUUAAGGGGCGGUACUAUAAAUGCGCAGUCCCUGUACAGCGUCUUGAGCUACGUGCGAACGGACGCAAUAACUCACAACAUUGUUUAGCCAACAAUGUCGUGAAUUGUUGCGAUCGUGUUGACGUGCUGUCUCCAAGGAGACCAUGUGUUAUGCGCUUGCGUGGCCCCAACAAUGUUAGAAGAGCUGUGCAAACGGAUCCAACAUUGUUGCGCUACGCUUGGUCGAUCACGGAACAAAAGAAAUGUUCGAAGUUGUUGGCUCUAAAGUUUGACUGGUUUAAAGCUUUGCGCAACAACUCCCAACAACAUCCAACAACAUGCAACAGGGUGUGCAAACGGACGCAACGUUUAACAUCCAACAAUGUUGGGAGUUGUUGGCCAAAAAUGCUGCGUCCGUUUGCAGGGGGCUUGACAAGACCUUCUCGGUCAAUGCAUUUCGGUGACGUAUCCCAGACAAACGGACCACGUGACCCGAAUCGCAUGGGCCGCGCGGAAAAUGAGGUGUAGGGACUAAACAUGGGCAGUACCACCCUAGUUUCAGGCUUCUUCGGGAAUUAGCGUUGCUGAGAAGUUAGAGCGUAGACAUGCAAUCCAGAGCCACCAAGUUCAACUCUUCGUUCAAGUAAACAUUCCUAAUUACCGAGUAAUUAUUCUUAAUUUCUGCGUUUAUUUACAAAAUUGAGCAGAAUUCACGUGAUAGUUAGUUUUUUCUUCAUCUGGUUUCCAUAAAAUCGUCCGGAUCAUCCUGAUCUAGGCUCCCUACGCAGCCACUCUUUGUGUUGUCACGCAACGAUGCAUGGGAGGAGCGUUGCGUGACAAUUACCUGUAAGAGAUUUCUUGAUCACCCAAAACGUCUCAACAUGUGUAUAGGCGAUCAGAGCAAUCAUGUGAGAAUACCUCUGAUGAGGGGCGGUGGGUUGAUCGAUCUUUUAUCUGUUGUCACACAGCUCACGCUGUAACAUAGUGAAAUCAUGAUCUUGCGGCCAAAAUUACAAAAACUACUUAUUCAGAGAGCCUGCAGUACAUCAAUGCUCAGAGAACCGCAGAGCAUCUUAUUGGCCAUGUCACGAUGCGCUAAAGUUGAAGUAUAAGUUUUAACUUACCUAGUUAACGAUGGUGCCUCUCAUCCCUUUCCACUACUGCAGCGGGACGCGAUGAGAGGCGGCUGUAUUCUUUAACGUCCCACGCAGAAUUUUCUUUUUGCUCGUCACACAAUCCUCCCCAAGUACAGAUGGGGAAGGAAUCUAUGACGAAGCCCUUAGAACGUCUGUAAUCUUCAGCUCAAAUUUACAGUGUAACCUAUUACUAGUUUUCAACCACCUGAUAAGGUGACCAUGUUGGUUGACAAAACAAUAUAUCCAUUUUUUUGCGCGGAAUUUGCACAAGAAAAGAAUUUUUUUCCCUGGGAGGGAAAGGCACAAGUCCGUUCUUGCCCACCAACAGGACGGCUGUGACAUCGCUUGAAAAGCAGCAAUUUCAAACUGUGAUAGUUAAAUUCCUUUUUAAUCUCUCUACAAGAGAUUUGUGGAGAUAAUUAUGCGCAUUUUCAUUCUAAAAUUGAGCAAUCUAACAAAUACCGCUUAUGUGUUAGGCUACAUGGAAUAUCAGACUAAACCCUGCUAUGAAUGUUGUUGUUUUUUCAGUCGUUACUGAAGUAUAUGCUUCCCUUGUUCUUUGUAUAUUUUGCGGAAUAUUCCAUCAACCAAGGUCUGGUAAGUUGAGUUUAAAUCUAGUAUGUGAACGUCACUGGUAUUGAAUAUGAAACGCUGAACACAACACUUAAUCUGCAUACGUAUUCUAAAAUACCAGAGCUGCUUUUUGUGAAAAAUGCUGGAAAGCAUUUCUUUGAUAAGGGAUACGGAACUGCAAUCUCGGACAAAAAUGAUAAAAAAUUUACACCUCUGCCCCGCCCUCCCCCCCUCCUCCCCAAUUCAAUGGGAAAAUGGCGCGUUUUGGCUCAGUUUCGCGCGGCUUCGUCCCUGAUUUUGGGGGAGGGAGGGCAGGGAUGGUGGUUUGCUGGGCAUUUUAUUUUGUCCAAGGUUCUAGCUCUCGCACCCAUAUACAGCCGAGGCCCCUCGGGUGUAAGGGCUGCUGUUUAAAUUUUUGAGUGCUAACCUUAGCCUUUACUAUUUUGCUACUCUAUUAUGGACUUGACACAAACAAGCCUAGGCUAGUGCUACCAAACAACCUCUAGUCCCAUAAAUGAUAUGUACGGUUUUCUAGACAAACUGGAUGAAAUUAUGUGAUUUCGAUGUCCUAUUCCAGCUUACCGUAUUUAUUCGAAUAAGCGCCCAACUUCGAAUUAGUGCUCUCCUAGAAUAACCGCCCAUCCUAAAGACAGAAAAAGUUAAUUAGCGCCCAGCCUCGAAUAAGCGACCACCCCCACCCCACCUCCCUCCCACUCCCACUCAAACUUAAAUAAGCGCCCACCCCCUUCCCCCUGCCACCCCCUGAAAAGGAAUAAGUACUAACAAGAGACUUCCCCGAAGACGGAGUUUUCUUCAGAGUGUUUUACAGAAACGUUGCUUUGUUACAUCUUCGCGUUUUGUUAUUACCAUUUACUGUUUUGUUGCAAAAUAUACAUACUACACUUGUUGAAAAUGGUGAAAAUUAAAUAAGCGCCCAGCCUCGAAUAAGCGCCCACUCUCAAGGUCCAAAAAUUUAAUAAGCGCCCAGGGCGGUUAAUUGAAUAAACACGGUAAAUGACCUGAAAACCCUACUUUACUAAGCGGCACAUACCUGUUGAGUAGAGUUAUAUAGUAGUACCCCUCCCCCUCUACAUCUCAUUAAUAGGGAGUUUAAGCAGCGACGUUUUUUAGCGACGCACGUCAACCGGAAGUGAGCAUUUUUGUCUUUCAGAGAAUAUACAUUGGCUCUACCAAAUUUGUAUGCUAAGUGUCUUUAUUCUUAUAGAGACGAUUUGCUUAAGAUUUUAUUAAAAAUCACGGCCGAAGAGUUCAAAAAGUCCACUUCCGGUUGAUUUGCGUCGCUCAAAAACGCCUUGGCUUAAACUCUCGAUUCAGUUUUUACGAACACAUUACUAUCUUGGAGCCUGGAACAGUUAGGUUGGGUGGGGGGGGGGGGGGGGGGGGNGCGAGUUAAACUUUUAACUUAGGUAAAACUUUGUUCCAAACAGUUAACAUGACCAUUGUUCACCUGAGUGAAAAUGCUGUAAAAAAGAUGUUUCGAAAUACAAUAGAUUUACUUUCAAUUUCACCAUCACCAUCAUUGCGCAAAUGCAAUCUAUUGACAUUCCAGCCCUAGCAGUGAAGCUGGACUUUGGAAUCUGUAAUUCAGCUCAAGGAAUCCGAAAUUCAGUACCUAGAAUCCGGAGUCCACAGCGUGAAAUCCAGAAUCCAAGACUGUCUUGGAUUGCCUUACACGAUUAUACGGUAGUAGACGUUUACUUAUCCUUUCCUACCCAGGUACCAGGUGGAUUAUCAAAUUGGCGUUCUCAUAUCUCGUUCGUCAGUGAAUAUUUUUCCCAUCCACAGAAUCUGGCUACUAGCUGUAUUGCAGGUAUUCUAAGUGCUUGUUUGAUAUUUUAACAGAAUUUCAUCGUAUCAGCUCUCUAAGUAUUAGUUUAUUGUCUUUUGUCCUGGCUCUGAGCUCUUGCGACGAAAGACGAAUGAUUUUUUGUCUAAAUCACUGCAUAUCACUUAUCAAGAGUGGUGGACGAAGUAGCCAGGUUCUCUUUACUGACGUUCGAUCACAUUAGCAGUAAUUAUCAUCGAUAUUAGACCCCGUCCACAAGUAUCCGUUUUUGAAUAGGAUGAUCUAAUUACGAUUUUCCUAAAGACGCAUAUGGAACGUCUGUAAAGGUCACAGCAUUCCAUAAGAAACAAUUCCAGAUAAGAAUGCAUUAUUGAAAAUUUUAUCCGAACUACGUCCUGGUUUUUUUUAGAACGUGAAUCUCGUCGUACUCUUAUGUGAAGCGUACUUUCAUUUCCUGCCGUCUGUGUGGAUCAUGUUCGUCAUCAUUUUGUACGAAGGACUUCUUGGUGGUGCGUGCUACGUCAAUGCAUUUUACAGAAUAUCUAAAGAGGUGAGCCAUAUUUCCUUGAGUAAUGGGGCUUUUUCCAUCUUUAACAGACCUUAUUCACACGAUACCAGCCAUCUUUGUACGCGCUAAAGGACUGAUAGGAUACAAGUAAUGUCAGAUGGUUUCUCAUGGGGCAAACAACCGAUAAAAUCUACGAGAAAAAAAAUCGCUGUCGAGUUUGCUUAUUGUAGACAACAAAGAGUAAAAGACACCCAAAGGUGGUGGUGGGGGGUCUCGUUUUGAAAGAAUAAACAAACUCGACCGCGAUUUCUCAUAUUGGCAAAUUUUGGCGCUUGUUUGUCCCCUGAAAAACCACGUGAUAUUGCUUAUAUCUCGUCAAUCUUUAAGCACAUUCAAAGAUGGUGGGUAUCGUGAAUAAGAUAUAUUUGCUGAUUUUUCUUUUUUCCUUUUUUUUUUAAAUGAAAACAAUUAUCGAAUAAGAUAUAAGUUACUAAUUACAAGUUUCUACCUUUAAUCUAGAUUAAACAAGAGUACAGAGAGUUCUCGAUGGGUGUGGCAAGUAUGGCGGAUAGCUGCGGUAUUGCACUGGCUGGGGCCGUCGCUUUACCCACUCACAAUGCCCUUUGUUCAUACUGGAGAAGCAAAAUGUGA